This is a messenger RNA of Drosophila arizonae, 1870 nucleotides long. Its product is annotated as divalent cation/proton antiporter CAXL1. The record is from RefSeq and is a predicted model, not a curated record. Gene Ontology annotation, cellular component: Golgi apparatus. NCBI's taxonomy places the organism in Eukaryota, Metazoa, Arthropoda, Insecta, Diptera, Drosophilidae. Gene Ontology annotation, biological process: Golgi calcium ion transport; Golgi calcium ion homeostasis; manganese ion transmembrane transport. Gene Ontology annotation, molecular function: manganese ion transmembrane transporter activity; calcium ion transmembrane transporter activity.
AAAUAAGAGUUCUGGCGAUCAAGCCGGACGAAACGGAUACGUGGAACACACAAAAAGCUUUGCAUGCAGCUGGAGUAGAAGACACAGUCGACUACACGCUGACAAACUUGCCCAAAGAUGUCACAAAAUCAAUCAUAUUUCUGGCAAACGACCAGGCACAAUGUAUAUCUGAAGCGAUCCGCCAAAUGGCACAUGGCAAUGGCCUUGAUGGUGGUGCUUACAUUCUCGACCAUAUGUGCGGCCGAAUCCAAUCCAGAUGGCGAUGAUAAUGCCAUAAUUGCCGACAAUCAGCAGAAUGUGGAAGAUGAUCAAUCGAUAAUUAAAUUAGCUACGGAAUCAAAUGGAAUGCUGGAAAAACAAUUGGAUAUUGAACCGGAAAGGGAGAAGAAAAUCAAGGGCAGUUUUAUCGAUGCGUUUACCGCAUCGAUCUCUGUUAUAUUAUUAACAGAGCUAGGUGAUAAGACUUUCUUUAUUGCUGCCAUAAUGGCAAUGCGCCAUCCUCGUUUGAUUGUCUUCCUCGGUGCUAUAACCGCAUUGGCUCUCAUGACGGUUCUCUCAUGCGUAUUUGGCAUGGCAGCAAACUUUAUUCCUAAGAUUUAUACGUAUUAUAUAUCUACUGCAUUAUUUUUAAUAUUUGGUCUAAAAAUGUUGUAUGAUGGUUACAAAAUGAAGCCGACUGAUGCCCAAGAGGAGCUCGAGGAGGUGCAAAGUGAUUUGCGCAAGCGCGAGGAUGAGCUAAUGCGCAUGGCCACUCGCAAAUAUGAGGAUUCGGAUGCGAAGCGUAAGAAUAGCAAUUCGGACAAGGAGGAUGCCAGCGAACAGCCGCUCAUCCAUGGACGCAAGGCGAGCCUGUUGCCCAAGUCGAGUUCGAUCAACAGCUCUGAGAUGCAGCAUCGUCAGCGCAAGCCCACCAAUACCAGCAGCAACAACAAUAACAAUACCACCAACGACUCAACUAGUGAUAAGCAAACGAGCUGUGAUAAGACUGGCAACGAUGUGGACUAUCACAACACCGAGGUGCUGCUCAAGGAUGGAGGACGAGUUGUCGAACAACUGAAGAUGACCACGUUCCAUAAUAGUCCCGCGCACUCGGCAUCCAUUGCCUCAUCGAACCAGACCGAACAAACCCAUUGUGAUUAUCCCCGUAGCAACAACAACCCCAAUGCGACCGUUGGCCCCGAUUCGGAACUGGAGGCGACCGAGCCACGUGCUCCACUAGCUGGACACGAAAGCCUCUAUAGCGUUGACAGCGAGGAGGGCGCGCUCAAAGCACGGCUGGAUCGUGAUGUUAAUACUGCGCUGGUGCAUGACGCGGAGAGCGGACGCCGCAGCAAGGUGCAACGCCGAGGCGCCACCUAUUUCACUAUGCGCAUCUUUGCCCAGGCCUUCACGAUGACCUUUCUUGCCGAAUGGGGCGAUCGUUCGCAAUUGACAACUAUCAUUCUGGCUGCCAGCAAGGACGUCUAUGGCGUGAUUGUUGGCGGUAUUCUUGGCCAUUGCAUUUGCACUGGUCUGGCUGUGAUUGGUGGUCGCCUGGUGGCCUCCAAAAUCUCGGUGCGCACUGUCACCAUUGUGGGCGGCAUUGUAUUCAUUGGCUUUGCGAUUUAUGCGGUGCUCAUGCCGCCAGAUGAUCUAGUUACCAACUAAUCAUCGAUAUUAGCCUGUUGUUUGUUGAGGACUCCCCCACCUCCCGUAACAAGAGGAUAUAUGAAUUUAAACUGUAGUUUUCGAGGAGCAACAGGCACUAUCUACUAGUAUUUCUGUUCGUUUUGUUGUAAAUUGAUGCACUUUAUAGCGAGAGAGCGCCGCUAGCUAACCCAAAGUGCCUUCAGUGCUUUUCGCUUUAGCCAUGACAAACAAAUUUAGUUGC